Messenger RNA from Westerdykella ornata, 1588 nucleotides. RefSeq names its product DUF602-domain-containing protein. Gene Ontology annotation, biological process: site-specific DNA replication termination at RTS1 barrier; mitotic DNA replication termination. Lineage: Eukaryota; Fungi; Ascomycota; Dothideomycetes; Pleosporales; Sporormiaceae. The coding region runs from base 243 to 1274 and encodes 343 amino acids. The record is from RefSeq and is a predicted model, not a curated record. The transcript has a single exon. Gene Ontology annotation, cellular component: nucleus.
CAACGACAAGCGCCACCAGAAACCAACAUUCUCACAGCUGCAAAACACCCUCGUUAACCCACUUUGGAGGCUUAAUCCAAGUCAAACAAAGGAACCGACCUUCCUCUUCCGCUCCUAAUUGCAUAACUGCCACUCUUACUGCACUCCCCUCACAAUCGACCAUUGCGCAUCUUGCGACUUCUACCCUGCGCCCGACCACAUCUCCUACAAUCUCCGAUCAACUCAACUCGCAAUAAUCCACCAUGGGUAACGAUGGUGGCAGUAUCCCCACUCGCCGCGAACUUGUCAAAGAAGCCGCAAAAGCGCUCUCUACGACCCAACUCAAGGAGGCACGAACGGAGCAGCAAGCCUACGCCUGGACGCACGACCCGAUAACUCGAAAACCGCUCGCACAGCCGGUAGUUUCGGAUUCAUCGGGGACGUUGUAUAACAAGGAGACUAUCAUUGAGUAUCUCCUUCAAGAGGAAGGCGAUACGAAAAAGGUGGAAGCGGAGCGGUUCUUACAAGGCCGCGUCAAAAGUCUGAAAGAUGUCGUGGAAGUGAAGUUCCAAGUCGUCGAUGGGAAAGAGGAGAUUGGUGGUGGCUCAGGCAGGACGGAGAAAUGGGUCUGUCCGAUUACGGGGCGGGAGCUUGGGCCGGGGAGCAAGGCUGUAUACCUUGUGCCGUGUGGACAUGCUUUUGCGGGGAGUGUGGUCAAGGAGGUUAGUGGCGAGGUGUGUUUGCAGUGCAACACGGCGUACGCGUCGAACGACAUCAUUCCAAUCCUUCCCGUUGAGCCGACGGAUAUCGCGCACCUGACGCUGAGAGUCCAGACGCUGAAGGAGAAGGGGCUCACACAUGCGCUGAAGAAGGCGCCGGGGAGCAAGAAGCGGAAGAAGCAUGCCGAGAAAGAGACUGCGAACGGCGAAUCUACCUCCACACCCACAGAACCUACCAACGACUCCUCUACGAACGGCGUCUCUAAGGAUAAGCCAUCCUCCACAUCCACGCCAUCUACUUCCUCAACUCCCAAACCCGACCAGCAACGAAACACUCCCGACCCCUCUUCUUCUACUACAACCACCAACUUGUCCAACAUCAAAAACGCGUCCACCGCCUCACUGACGCGGAAAGUCCUCCAAGAGCAGGAAGAACGCAACAAGCGGCGGAAACUGCAACAGAACGACAAUGUCAAGAGUCUGUUUUCAAGUCGGAGUGCGACGCCGAGUCAGGGGAAUAGUAGAGAUUAUAUGACGAGGGGUUUUAGUAUUGGGAAUGCGGGUGGGAACAAGUGAAGGAGGAAAGGCGAGUUGUGCUUGAUUAACAUGAGUACGUACCGCGAGGGGAGAGGAGGUGGGUUCGCGCGUGCGACUGAAUACAUGGGGUAUUUUGGGGCAUGUUCCGUUAUGAUAUGGGAAGUUCUCGCAAACGGACUUUGAGAACAGGAAGAGCCCCCCAAGCUUUGUGCAGUUAAUUCGCCUUGGAACCGCUCGAGUGAUAUAGAUACCCAUGAAUGACUUCCUAAAGCACGUUCGCUGGCAUACAAAAGCAUGGGAAUGUAGAUUCCCUUGCCCUUUGUAUGAAUGUAGACGAAUCCAAGAUACGAGAC